CAGACAAAUUGAGUGAACAAUGAAUCCAGAAUUUAAUGAAUUUAUUGUAUUAUGAUGGUGCAGAAUGCAGAUUGUUCAUCCCCAUAUUAACUUUUAACCUAUUUCUCCAGUCAAGAGAAUGCUGAAUAUUGAAAUACUGAGAUGCUUGAGUCCCCAGUUCGAGUUGUUCGUGGAGGCCAUGAUGCAUCUAGAGGAUUGGAAAUCAUACAACAAAAUAUCAAAAACAAGCUGGCUUCCUCUCCUGAUCUCAGCAGCUCUGCUGAGGAACUCGCGGCUGCUCAAAGAGCCUGGGAGUCUGUGCAAUGUGUGGAGCCUACAGCUGUCGGUCUCGGCAGUACCCACACCGGCACCGACUCAGCUGAUACUAUAGACAAGAAGCCUAUCCCUGCACACACACCCUCACAAUCUUCCACACCUUCCAUAAUUGGCACCGCUUCCAACACCAAGAGCCGCUCCUCUGCCACACAUUGCUCCUCGUCACAUCACAGUCUGCAAGAUCAGUACGAAGAGCCUUUGGAAGACCAGUUUCAGCUCGUCACGCUCCAGGAUGGCUCUGAUCCAAAGUAUGAGAGCAUUUCCCACCCAGGCUGGUCUUCACAGCACAAACUUCACCCCCAGACUGGCAGGCCGCCCCUGCAGCACCAGAGAGAUUGUCAUAGAGGAGUCAUGGAGGUGCCUCGACCAGCGCUGGUGCCUCCACUCAGCAGCUCCUUGGUUCACCUCACACCAGGACUUACUGUCACUCCUACCAUUGAUUUUGAGGAGGCAUGGCAAUUCUUCCUAAGGCAGGAUAUGAGUCAUGUCAAGGGGAGCAUACGACCAACUGUUGAAAAGCGUGGUGUGCCAGGUCUAUUACGUGAACUUUUUGGACCGCGCAAACUAAAACCGGAACUCAUUCCUGAGCGUGACCUGAUAUUCUGCAUUGCCCAGUGCCCCAUGAGCAACAGCGAGCCUCUGCACCUGCAGAUGCUGCAAACCAUCUACAAGGCCCUCACCGGCACACGGGCAGACUGUCCCAGAUAUGGACCUCACUGGGAUAUUAUUGGUUUCCAGGGAAGUGACCCGAGCACCGACUUGCGUGGUGUGGGGCUGCUAGGGCUGGUGCAGAUGGUGUCGCUGGUGUGUGGGGAGCAGAGCCAGCAUCUGGCCGCCGACGUCUUCGCCCUCAGUCACGACCAACACUCGCAGUUCCCUCUCAUGGUGCUGUGUCUCAACGUUACCAGGAUCGCGCUACAGGCCCUCAGGGAAGGAUGUUUAAACAAGGAAUGCAAUAGCCGCGGGAACGUGCGUUUGGUAGUGAACGAGUUUUUCGCUGCAGUGCUGUACCACAUUUAUCACAUCUGGAGGACUGAAAGAAAAUCAAUCACAGACUCCGGAUACCUCAUCAAAGAUGCUGAGGCGUACUGCAAGUCGAACGUGAGUCGAGUGUUGUGCCGCCUGCAGCAGCAUCUUCGUUCCUACUCGUCGCACCACUUCGUCGUGGACAUGUUUCUGUUGCAUGUCGCUGUGACGAGAUUGCUGUUGCCAGGCUCCGUUCAUUCUGCAUUGUUCUGUUGUGAGUACCUUGUUUCUAUAUUGUUUUGAAACACUCUUUAAUUGGCAUUGUACUCACUUGCGUCAGUUCUAUGGUGCUCUCUUAUAUAUUCCAAAGUUGUAGAAUAAGCAGAUUUAACGCGUAAAUUGUGUACGAAAUCGGCAUUCUGUUGUAACGCAUCCUUCUUCUGUGUAUCCUAAUAACAACUCCAGUUAAAUAACAUCGAUACUUUUUUUUAUAAAUAUUUAUGAAUAAAUUACCAUGAAUAGCGGACAAUUUGUUAAAAAUAUAAAGGUAUUAAAUAAAUUGAUACCUUUUAAUUUGCGGUGCGGUUAAGAGUGGUAACAUAGUGGCAUCUGUACAUGACCAGAAACCUGGAAUAGCUUUCGGCGUGGCAUUUCUCCCCCCUGUGAUGGACGGUGUGCCGCCAUGGUUGAACUAUAUAAGGUUGACCCAUGAGUUCCGUCUUUCAGUUCAG
This is a messenger RNA of Hyalella azteca, 2012 nucleotides long. RefSeq lists its product as uncharacterized. Bases 142 to 1584 code for a protein of 480 amino acids. The record is from RefSeq and is a predicted model, not a curated record. The transcript is spliced from 9 exons. NCBI's taxonomy places the organism in Eukaryota, Metazoa, Arthropoda, Malacostraca, Amphipoda, Hyalellidae.